AUGUUGAACACAGACACGUUAUUACAGGGUCAUGAGUUCACAUCAAGUGACCGUUUGAUUUCAUCUUCAGGUUCGUAUACGUUGAGUUUCUUUCAGUAUGAAGGGUCUCAAGAUUUCUACCUCGGAAUUAGACUAUCAGCUAAUGCUUCAAGUUCUAAUUAUUUUUGGAUAGCCAAUAGAGACAUGCCAAUCCACGACCCUGCAGCCCUUCUCACAAUCGAUGAAUUUGGUAACUUGAAAAUUAUUUCCAACGUGGGAAGAAAUUCCACUAUCAUGCUCUACUCUUCUGAUGCUGAUAGAGAAAUUAGCAACAGUACUUCCAUCAGUGCCAUCAUGCAAGAUAAUGGAAACUUUAUGUUUCGUGAAACAAACCAAGAUGGAUCUUUGAAGAGGAUAUUAUGGCAAAGCUUUGAUCACCUCUCACACGUUCUUAUAAUGGGGAUGAAACUAGGGUUUGACAGCAAAACAGGCCAUAAUUGGUCUAUAACAUCAAGCAGAAGUGACAAGUCUUAUUUGUCAGGGUCUUUCACCCUUGGCCUUGACCCCAAAACAAAGCAAUUGGUGAUAUGGUGGAGAGGGAACGUUUUUUGGAGUAGUGGCCAAUGGAGCAAUGGAAGCUUUGCUAAUUUAAAGGCUCCACUUUACCAGAAGGACUUCAGCUUUGAGUACUACUCAGAUGAAAAUGAAACGUAUGUGACAUACCUUGCAGAAUAUAUCGUCUUAGAUCCAUCAGGUUCAAUGUAUGGCAGCGUUUCUGGUGCUUCUUACUCAUGCAUCAGUAACUACUUUCUAUCUGGUUGUUCAAAGCCAAGUGUUCCCAAAUGUAGAGAUCAUGAUAGUUUGAACUGGGGUAGCUGGGAUAGCUAUGGAGUAAUGUCAGGGAAGGGUUUCCAAUUUGAUGAAAGUGAGAAUCUGACCAAUUUUGAUUGCUGGAUGAAGUGUUUGAACAAUUGCACAUGUGAGGCCUACUCUUAUGUUAACGAGGAUGAAACUGGGUGUGAGAUAUGGAGCAGGAACUCAGCAAACUUUAUGGCCACUAAUAAUUUGACAGCUGGGGGGCGUCAUAUAUACUUCCUUACCAUAAAAAAGGGCAAGGCUAAGAUAUGGAUCAUAUUAAGCGCAAUUGUUGGAGCUCUCAUCCUAAUCAUAUUAUGCGUCUCUUGCAAUAAGUUGUGGAGAAAACUAAAACAAAAUGUCGAAAAUCGCAAGAAACGAACAAAAUUAUUGUCUGAAAUUGGAGGAAAUACUGCAAUUUCCAUUGCUUACAAUGAGAAAAGAGAACAGAAGAAAGAUGGAAAGACAAGUGAUGAUAUGCAUAUUUUCGAUUUUCAAACUAUUCUUGAGGCAACUGCUAAUUUUUCUUCCAGCAAUAAGAUAGGAGAGGGUGGCUUUGGACCUGUCUACAAGGGAAAGUUGCCAAGUGGACAAGAAGUAGCUAUAAAGAGACUUUCCCAAAGCUCGGGACAAGGGUUGAUAGAGUUUAAAAACGAAGCCACGCUGAUUCGGUUAUAUGUCUCCGGAGUACGCUAUGAUGGGUGUCGUCUCAACUAA
Messenger RNA from Sphenostylis stenocarpa, 1551 nucleotides. NCBI's taxonomy places the organism in Eukaryota, Viridiplantae, Streptophyta, Magnoliopsida, Fabales, Fabaceae. The record is from the annotation of a GenBank genome assembly.